This is a messenger RNA of Funneliformis geosporum, 475 nucleotides long. The record is from the annotation of a GenBank genome assembly. Lineage: Eukaryota; Fungi; Glomeromycota; Glomeromycetes; Glomerales; Glomeraceae.
GCCAAAUGAUCUCUUUAUGAGAGGAAUUGAUACUGUGAAGCAAGGGAAUUCUGAGCUCUUAAGGUUUAUCAGAGAAAAGAUUAUGUGGGAGGCAAUGGGUAUCAAUAACACACGUUCAAUUCAUAAAAUUGUUGAAGAUACUCUCCGGGAUGCUAGAUUUAAGCAGGCGGAUGAGAGAAAGAAUAGCAACCUUCGUUAUAAAAAAGAUGGUUCAAAAUCGAUAAAAAAGGGUGAUUAUAUGGAGUUUCCAGAAAUUGCAAAAGAGUUUAAUAUGAAGAUAGAUAUUAGACACUAUUUAGAACAAACAGUAGGAAUGUGUGUACGUUUCAUCAAUGAGGAUAAUAUGUUCCUACCACCCUCAUCAGAUAAAAUAAUGCAGAUUAAAGAUUCAGAUAUAAGAGAAAAACAGAUCGAUAAAUAUUCUCAGAAAAAGGCAAAAAACUGGCUUAUUAAAUAUAUCAAGAGUCUUCAAUAA